Molecule: messenger RNA, 1197 nt
Organism: Paramuricea clavata
Lineage: Eukaryota; Metazoa; Cnidaria; Anthozoa; Malacalcyonacea; Plexauridae
Source: the annotation of a GenBank genome assembly
AUGGAUUCAGUUGAGGCAGUCAAUAAAAAGUAAGUAAACUUGAUUAUUUUACAAGUUUAAUAAUUAAAUAAUUAAACUUAAAAGGAAUUUCUUACAUAACAUAGAAAACUCUCGAUGAAAUGGACCAAGGAACACGACAAGGAGUUGCUAAAAGAAAUGCUCAUGGAGCAGGCCUGGCCGUAAGUAUUUGGGCAGGCGCGCGCGCAUAUCGCGCGCCAUAUUAACGUCAGGCGCGCGAUUAAAAACCCGGUAAAAAUUACGCUUAUUGGCUAUACAGACUAGAAUAACAUUCACAAAACUGAGUAAAAAUUUAUGUAGAACAAAACAAUUUUAAAAUCGGAGUUUAGACGAAAUUAGUAUAGGUACUAUAUAAAAUGUUUGUAGUACUGUACAUGUAUUUACGAUGUUUUCAAAGUCAUCGUACUUUAAACAUCAAUGAAAAUGUCAACAUCGCUGUCCUAUGACUCGAGUUUCUUCAUCCACAGUGUUGCUGUCGAGUUUGACUUUGCGUCUUUUCUCCAUGUAAAAUUCUAAUGCACGUUGAAGAAUCUCCAUACACUCCUUCGCCGACCAGCAGUUAUCAAUUCCUUUGAUCAGCAUUAAAUCUGUCAUUCUUUUAUAACUAGUCUAAAUGGCGAGGAUUUGUUCCCGCAAAAAUUCAUUUUGAAUAAAAAACCAGACGCGCAAUUUCAUACUCUUAAAACAAAUGAGGCGCGCGUUAAAAGGCGCGUCUCAAUGAGUCAAGGCGCGAGCGGAGGCGCACGGCUCAAACGGCCAGGCCUGAUGGAGAGGCCCUUCGAACAGCCAAAGGGAUCUCGAAUGAUUGGUUUAAUAUGGCAAAAGAUUAUGGAUAAUCUGAAUACUAAAGCGUACCCAAAGUUCUGUUUGAAAGGGAUACGAUCAGUGAGGUAGCGUUACAGAAUACUAGAGGAAAAGUACAGACGAAAAAUGCGCGAGGAGAUAAAUGCAAGUGGCAUAAGUCCAGAAGCCGACGAGAUUGACCAACUACUGGAAGAAAUAAUUGCUUUAUUUGACAGCAACGAAGAGGUACGAGAAAAGGAAAAAGGUAUAGCCGAAGAUAUUAGGCUUAAAGCUUUAGAAACAGUUGGUGAAACUAAAAGGAGAAAGAGCGAGACAACUUCAGAUAGCGAAUCUGAACAAAGUGAGAACUGUCAGACUGGAAAACGUGGCAAAUGA